This is a messenger RNA of Oncorhynchus kisutch (coho salmon), 1463 nucleotides long. RefSeq names its product aminoadipate-semialdehyde dehydrogenase-phosphopantetheinyl transferase (gene aasdhppt). The transcript is spliced from 7 exons. The record is from RefSeq and is a predicted model, not a curated record. Bases 261 to 1154 code for a protein of 297 amino acids. NCBI's taxonomy places the organism in Eukaryota, Metazoa, Chordata, Actinopteri, Salmoniformes, Salmonidae. Gene Ontology annotation, molecular function: holo-[acyl-carrier-protein] synthase activity; magnesium ion binding. Gene Ontology annotation, cellular component: cytosol.
UCCGCGGUCGUGUUGUUAUAGCUAGCAUGUUCUCAAAGUGAAGCAAACACUAGUUCAGGAGGACACUUAUCAAGUUCUCAUGCGUUGCUAGCUAACUAUAUUUUUUGGUUUGCGGUAUUUGUAGUGCCUAAAAUACCGACACACUUACCUUACAGCUAAUCCACAAAAGCGGUCAGUGUUAUCCAGCUGCAUUACGAGAGGUAACGUUAGCGUAAAGCGGAACCUCGGUCUACCCGUUCUUAGCUCUGAAACUGGCCGUCAUGGGAGGCGUUCGCUGGGCGUUCCGGUGUGGCUCGUGGACGCCGAGCCGGUCCGAGUGGCUGUUAGCGGCCCGGUGUGUGCAGCGCGAAGAGAAAGAACGAAUCGGACAGUUCAUGUUUGCCAAAGAUGCCAAAUCAGCUAUGGCUGGCAGGUUGUUGUUGAGGAGGUUGGUAUGUGACAGGAUGGGUGUUCCCUGGUCUGACAUCCGCUUGGAGCGUUCUCCCAGAGGAAAGCCCUACCUGGCCAACCCAGCCUGCUCCAGCCCUGAAACCAUGGGCUGGAGUUUUAACAUCUCUCACCAGGGUGACUACGCUGUGCUGGCUGCAGAGCAGGGGCUGCAGGUCGGGGUGGAUGUAAUGAAGACCACCAUGCCAGGUAGCACUUCUGUGCCAGAGUUUUUCCGUAUCAUGACGAGGCAGUUUACUGAUUAUGAGUGGAGUGUUAUCCGCAGAGCAGGAUCGGAAUGGGAGCAACUGACCAUGUUCUACAGACACUGGGCGUUGAAGGAAAGUUUCAUCAAGGCGAUUGGCACAGGGCUGGGCUUUAAUCUACAGAGGGCGGAGUUUCACCUGUCACCUGAGCCAAUUGCAGAGGGCAAGGUGUGUCGCCGGACCACAAUGCACCUGGACGAGGAAGAAGAGGAGGUCUGGGCGUUCGAGGAGACUGUAUUGGGUAAGGACCACCAUGUUGCUGUGGCACUGGGACCCAGCCAUACAGUCAGAUCUGUGCCUCCCCCUGCCCUCACCGAUCCUCCCCCAUCCUUCACCUUCCUCUCCUUCAGUGACCUCAUCAGCAUGGCCACACCCCUCUUUGAAGAAGACUCCGCCUACUGGGAGAACUUCCAGAAAAAGGCUGAAGCCCCGGAAAGGCAGAGACUCAUAGCUACAGUAUGAGGACCGUACAGGAACAGUCGGUGAACAGCGGGGUUGGUGUGACUGAGGCAUCUGGAGGAGCUGGCCACUCUAACAACAAAUUGAAAUAGCAUUGAAAUAAUGUUGGUCCUCAGGCCUACCUAGAGUCAAUGUGUUAAUCAAAUGCCAGUGAUGGAAAGGGUUCCAUGACUGCAAAUUGCUCUUUUUUGGGGGUAUUGAUUCUGUAGGUUGCAAUCACCUGAAUUGAUUGUGGUCAUCUGUCAUUACUACACUGGUUGUUGACCAACAUACCUGUAAUGUGAUUAAAGGUUUGUAUGGCUUCUUAUCAUA